Molecule: messenger RNA, 940 nt
Organism: Nematostella vectensis (starlet sea anemone)
Lineage: Eukaryota; Metazoa; Cnidaria; Anthozoa; Actiniaria; Edwardsiidae
Exons: 2
Coding region: 241-837 (198 amino acids)
Source: RefSeq, a predicted model, not a curated record
GGGAUUGACAGGUAGGAUUGAUAAUUCCUUGCUUAAGGAAAGUAGCCAAUCACGAUCAGUCACUCUGGGCGGACUCACUCGAGCAUAUGUUAUGUUAAAGAAUGACGAUAUCAACCACUACUUUGUCAAUGUUAACAUUUGAAACUGCAAUGAUGUAUUCGCGAGAAAACUUCGAAAUAAUGGUCCAAAAAUGAAGUAAUGGUACUUUAUUGGCGAUAGUUGUUUGAAAUAUUUUGGUCCAUGCAUGAAUUAGCUGACAUUGAAAGCAUAGCCUCCGUCCAUCUCCACCUAGACUACAAAGAGACUGAAACGGAUGGCAGCAUUGCGAGGAGUCGGUGCAUGGUUCGUCGUGACCGAGGCAUCGUUUGGCUGGGCGGGAUUCUUCGUCAUUUUGAUACCUCAGAGGAAUAUAGCAUAGCCUCCGUCCAUCUCCACCUAGACUACAAAGAGACUGAAACGGAUGGCAGCAUUGCGAGGAGUCGGUGCAUGGUUCGUCGUGACCGAGGCAUCGUUUGGCUGGGCGGGAUUCUUCGUCAUUUUGAUACCUCAGAGGAAUAUAGCAUAGCCUCCGUCCAUCUCCACCUAGACUACAAAGAGACUGAAACGGAUGGCAGCAUUGCGAGGAGUCGGUACAUGGUUCGUCGUGACCGAGGCAUCGUUUGGCUGGGCGGGAUUCUUCGUCAUUUUGAUACCUCAGAGGAAUAUAGCAUAGCCUCCGUCCAUCUCCACCUAGACUACAAAGAGACUGAAACGGAUGGCAGCAUUGCGAGGAGUCGGUGCAUGGUUCGUCGUGACCGAGGCAUCGUUUGGCUGGGCGGGAUUCCUCAACUUCUCUAAUGAAAUCCUCGUAUGCGCUUCUGCAUUCCGACAACUGAGCGAUCGUCGAUAAGAUGACUACUAAGAUUGCGAUGAAGAAUUUCAUCCUGGAACCUUCGAGAAA